AUCAACGAACACUACAAGGUUUUGUUCUGCCACUUCCUUGUUUACGGCGGUUCCUUAAACCCUAACAAAAACAAAGCUUUUCUCCGAUCACAGUAAAACCUCGUUAGUACAAUUGGGUUCAAUGGCUGCCAACGUCCCAGCUGGAAUAGACAAAGAGCAGGCGUUUGGCAUGGCAGAAACAGAGAUGGAAUACAGGGUAGAACUCUUUAACAGGCUUGCACAAACCUGUUUCAACAAAUGCGUUGACAAAAGGUACAAGGAGGCCGAGCUAAACAUGGGGGAAAACAGUUGCAUUGAUCGCUGUGUUUCGAAGUAUUGGCAGGUGAAUAGCAUGAUUGGCCAGAUGCUCAGUGCUGGAGGUCGGCCUCCGAUGUAACACGGUCAUCUUCUUGUUAUGUUAAA
This is a messenger RNA of Hibiscus syriacus, 402 nucleotides long. RefSeq names its product mitochondrial import inner membrane translocase subunit TIM10-like. The record is from RefSeq and is a predicted model, not a curated record. Gene Ontology annotation, cellular component: mitochondrial inner membrane. Bases 122 to 376 code for a protein of 84 amino acids. Gene Ontology annotation, biological process: protein insertion into mitochondrial inner membrane. The transcript has 6 exons. Lineage: Eukaryota; Viridiplantae; Streptophyta; Magnoliopsida; Malvales; Malvaceae.